This is a messenger RNA of Saccharomyces mikatae IFO 1815, 939 nucleotides long. It is a transcript of the gene MRP13, whose product is annotated as mitochondrial 37S ribosomal protein mS44 MRP13. Lineage: Eukaryota; Fungi; Ascomycota; Saccharomycetes; Saccharomycetales; Saccharomycetaceae. The transcript has a single exon. The coding region runs from base 1 to 939 and encodes 312 amino acids. The record is from RefSeq and is a predicted model, not a curated record.
AUGUUCAAAAGUACGGUGUGGAGACGGUUUGUUUCUACUGGUGAAACUGCAAAAGCAAGGCUCGAUGAGUUUUUGAUAUAUCACAAGACAGAUGCGAAACUGAAACCAUUCAUUUACCGUCCCAAGAAUGCGCAGAUAUUGCUAACCAAAGAUAUUAAGGAUCCAAAAACUAAAGAGCCCUUGCAACCAAGGCCUCCCGUAAAGCCGCUGUCGAAGCAAACGUUGAAUGAUUUUAUACAGUCGGUUGAGCCGAACUCGACAGAAUUACUAGAUUGGUUUAAAGAAUGGACUGGGACAUCCAUAAGAAAGCGUGCUAUUUGGACAUACAUCUCACCAGUUCACGUUCAAAAAAUGUUAACUGCUUCUUUUUUCAAAAUUGGGAAGUAUGCACAUAUGGUGGGCCUCUUAUAUGGUAUUGAACACAAGUUUCUCAAAGCGCAAAAUUCAUCUGUGUUUGAUAUUGAACACUUCUUCAACAUUAAUAUCAUGUGUGCUUUGCAUCGAAAUAAGUUGAGAAACUACAAAGAUGUAGAGAUUGCUCAGAGAAAACUACAAGUUGCCUGGAAAAAGGUGCUAGAGAGAAAGAAUAAUACUGGGUUAGCAAACAUUCUUGUAUCGACACUAGGCAGACAAGUAGGAUUCAAGCCAGAGCUAGCGGGCUUGGAACCUGUUCAAAUUAGCCUACCAAGUGUCCCCACAUCGAUAACUGGUGUAGAACUGAAGAGUUUUUUGAACAGAAACGAGGGGACAUAUUUGAUCGCCAGAACACUAUUGGAUUUCGACCAAAACAAUGCUCAAUAUCCAGAAUUGCAGGAAUACAUACGCCAAUACCAAAGUGCCUUGGGUGAGAACAGCGACCCUUACGACACAUAUUUGAAAUCACUGGAACAACUUGAAACGCAGCCCCCCCAAGAGACUACGGAGAAGAAAUUAGAAUGA